Closterium sp. NIES-65 is the source of this 1095-nucleotide messenger RNA. Lineage: Eukaryota; Viridiplantae; Streptophyta; Zygnematophyceae; Desmidiales; Closteriaceae. The record is from the annotation of a GenBank genome assembly.
AUGACAGCAACGUUAAGCACGUCCCCGCGUGCACAAAGCGCUGCUCAACGAGGGGAGGCGUCGCGGCUACAGGAGCAGCAGCGUGAGGAGCAGGCAAGACAGGGGGAAGUGGUAGCACUGGAGGCGCUGGUGGAUGGUGCGGCGGAUGCUGGGGCAGGGGAAACGAGUUCACGGGAGGAUGCUGCUGCUGUGGAGCCUGGUAUGACGCUAGGGGUGGAGGCUGUUGUUGCUGCGGCGGCUGAUCCGAUAGAGGUGGAGCAGGUGGAGCGCUCGCCUCCUGCUGAGACUGCUGCCGCCUCUGACGACGGCUUAGUCUCACCCGUGGUGGCGCGGCCGGCGGCGAUGACGCCACCGGCAGACGAGAUUCUGGCUGCGGAGGAGGAACAGGGGGAGUCGGGGCUGCGCGUUCCACCGACGCCAGCAGUGGCAGAUUCCCCGCCAACUCUCGAGGAGACUGAGAUCGCGGCGGUCGUGGCUGAGGCAGUGAGGCAACAAGGACAACCUCCGAGCGAAGCGGGCGCCCCGACUGCCGCUGUGUUCGCCAGAAUGCCUGCUGCUGCCGCGACCACAAACACGCAUGAGCACGGCCAGGCGGAGGGUGGAAUUGAGGGCCGUGCGAUCGCCGUCGCUUCCGGCGCCGCCCGGCGAGGAGGAAGACGAAGCUGCGCGCGCAGCCAGCACCGAGGCGGCUUGGAGCAGGGCUGGGACCUGGGGCCCCGGGACCCCUCCUGGGCUGGCUUCGGCAAGGGCAGUCGCCACCAGAGCAAGCGCAUUGAGCGGGUGGCUGCGCCCGUGACUGGGGGCGAGGAUGGUUCUGAUAACUCCCAGAACGGGAGCGAGUCUAUCCCGUCGCACUCUGAGGCAUUGGAGGAGGUCUCGCUGGGCAAUGACGAGAAUCAGAAUGUGCUUGAGCAGAGGCGAGUGAGGAGGGGGGAGCAAGGUGGUGUGCCACAUCCUCCCAAUAUGCCAGCAGGAGAGGCUGCAAAUGCGCCAGCGCGGCCAUCUGAGAAAUCACCCGCCGAGCUGGCGAAAGAUGAGUCUAUCUGGCAUCUGGCCAGCACUUGGGAUAUCGCGCCGCUUCAGCAAGCAGACUAA